AUGUCAGGCCGGGUUACCGUAAGGUAUAUAAGUCGGCCAACUAAUCGACGGUACUUGGUGGCAUCUUUCAGCGGCUUGCCUUCAUCAGGCCUAAGUCUCAGUGUUUGUUCCAUGGGAAAAGGUGAAGGCCGGGCACCUAGCAACCCGGCAUCAUCCAGUAUCUCCAGUGCAUAUUUCCGUUGUGAAAUGAAAAUUCCCUUCUUUGAUCGUGCAACUUCGAUACCCAAGAAGUAUUUGAGAUUUCCCAAAUCCUUGAUGCGAAAGCGAACAUUGAGGAAGUCUUUGAUUGACUGGAUAGCUUUAGGAUCAUCCCCUGUAAUCACAAUAUCAUCUACAUAG
Molecule: messenger RNA, 339 nt
Organism: Prunus armeniaca (apricot)
Lineage: Eukaryota; Viridiplantae; Streptophyta; Magnoliopsida; Rosales; Rosaceae
Source: the annotation of a GenBank genome assembly